AUGGUGAGGAGGACUAGUUCGAGGCCUGGCUGGGCCAUGGAGCGCUACGUUGCUGCUGUAUGUGCGUGUCUGGAAGGAGACGUCAAUCUCUGGCCCCGUGAGGUCCCACGCUUUGAAUCGAGCGACGAGCUCCUGCCUGUUCCAUGGAUAACAGUGCUUUUCCGUGCCGAGACCAAAAGUAAUGCUGGCAACACUCGGAAUCCCAGUGUCCACCACAAUACCAAUACUACCCCUUCAAACGCCAACGCAAACGAUUAUCACGGCUCUGUUGACCGUAAUGAAGCCUUAACACGGCAAGUCCACGAUAAAGUGGCGGCAAUACGCUUUUUAAGCCUCGUGGCUCGCUAUCCAGAAUAUUCGUGGCGUGGCAACCCUCUUUUCUGGAAGCACGUGUUGAACGAUAUAUGUGACUCCUCUAGUUGCAACGUGUACUUCCCACCUCCGCAAAGCUCCUCGUUCCGACGUCGAGAGAAGCCUCCAAACUGUGCGCCAGCAAGAAAUGCCGUCGUUCUGCGAAUUUGUGUCUGCGUGCUUCGCUGUAUCGCUGUCUGGAGCGCCAGUGACAACGAGCCUGACGAAACUAAGCUUGAAUUUCAGUAA
Molecule: messenger RNA, 600 nt
Organism: Phytophthora nicotianae INRA-310
Lineage: Eukaryota; Oomycota; Peronosporomycetes; Peronosporales; Peronosporaceae
Exons: 2
Coding region: 1-600 (199 amino acids)
Source: RefSeq, a predicted model, not a curated record